This is a messenger RNA of Quercus lobata, 477 nucleotides long. RefSeq lists its product as uncharacterized. The transcript has a single exon. Bases 1 to 477 code for a protein of 158 amino acids. NCBI's taxonomy places the organism in Eukaryota, Viridiplantae, Streptophyta, Magnoliopsida, Fagales, Fagaceae. The record is from RefSeq and is a predicted model, not a curated record.
AUGUCUGUGGCUCAACUGUCCACCGAGGACAACAAUUCAGAGCCAAAAAGAGCCAAAAUAGAGAUCCCACUGGUUCUAGGCUUCUCGGCCGAGGAUAAGAUCAGAACUAUCCAACCUCAUAACGAUGCUUUGGUGAUCACACUCAGAAUAGGGGGGUAUGAUGUGAAGAGAGUGUUGGUAGAUCAAGGAAGUGCUGUUGAGAUAAUGUACCCCGACCUGUACAAGGGGUUGAAUUUAAAACCCGAGGACCUAACGGCAUACGAUUCCCCUUUAGUAAGUUUCGAAGGGAAGACUGUUACUCUAAGAGGUCAGAUUAGACUACCCAUACAGACCGGUUUAGACGUAGUGGAAGUGGAUUUCAUUGUAGUGGACGCUUACUCACCCUACACAGCUAUAGUGGCUAGACCUUGGCUUCAUGCCUUAGAAACCGUCUCUUCUACCCUACACCAGAAGGUGAAAUAUCUGUCCAAUGGCUAG